This is a messenger RNA of Cuscuta europaea, 4480 nucleotides long. Lineage: Eukaryota; Viridiplantae; Streptophyta; Magnoliopsida; Solanales; Convolvulaceae. The record is from the annotation of a GenBank genome assembly.
GUACGAGCCUUUAUGAGUCUCCUUAGUCCUUCCUGCUCAUGAUUCAGGAAAGUUCAGACAAAGAAGGGCAAUUAAAUUCAACACCAACUUCAUCGCAUUCACACCCAUAGUUCCAACUUCGAUUUCUAUUCUCCUCGUCCUUAUCUAUCGCCAUCUCCCUCCACAAGCGGUAAUACCCUACAUCGUUGUACUGCUCGACCCGUAAGGAUUCUGUUGGUAUCCGGAUCAAGAUCGUCCAUGGAGGAAAGCGGAUCGGACCCUCUAGGCUUUCGAUUAGAUAUCAAACAAAUAUUACUGGAAGCACAUCAUCGGUGGCUAAGACCAGCUGAAAUUUGUGAAAUUUUGCGGAACUACCGAAAGUUCCACAUUACACCAGAACCGCUGUAUAAGCCAGUCAGUGGUUCUGUUUUUCUUUUUGAUCGGAAGGUGCUCCGAUAUUUUCGUAAAGAUGGUCAUAAUUGGCGGAAGAAAAAGGAUGGAAAAACUGUAAAGGAAGCUCAUGAGAAGCUAAAGGUCGGAAGUGUUGAUAUGCUGCACUGCUAUUAUGCACAUGGUGAAGAAAAUGAAAAUUUUCAACGGCGUAGCUAUUGGAUGCUUGAACAGGAUCUCAUGCACAUAGUUUUUGUGCACUACUUGGAGAUCAAGGGUACUAAAGCGAUGAGAAGUACUGGACCAACUCAAUCAAAUUCUUUAGAUGUAAGUUCAAUGUCGGUCAGUUCAGGAAAUUGCACUAAACUGACUUCUACUUCAGUUGAUUCUCCUAGUCCAACAAGCACUCUUACAUCAGCAUAUGAAGAUGUUGAAUCUGAAUGCAGUAAUCUCAGAACUGCUGGGUUGCAAUCAUUCCCCGAGAUAGCUGCUAUAGCUGGAAGUUAUUCAGUGGAUAAUGUUGAUACAGUUCCCUUCCAUUAUCCUGCAGGGUCUCAGCAUGUGGCUGAUUUCGCAUCUUGGGAAGAUUUUUUGGAGAGUUGUACAAAAGGUGAUAUUGCUUUCAAUCAGGAUACCACGAGUCCUCUAGUCCAGACAAAUUGGCAGUACCACUCUGAGGAUCCUGCAUCGCAAUAUCAUGAGCAGCCUGUCCAGCAAGUUGCAAUGUGCGACUCAGAUUUUACCAUGGGAAGGUUUCCGAAUAAAAAUUAUCUUCCAGAAUAUUUCUGCAACUCUACUGUACCAUUGAACACGUGUCUUAACGGAACAGCAGAGCCACCUAUGGCUAUGAGUAGUCAAGGCCAUUCUAGUUCCGAUAAUAAUGUGCAGAUGUUUGGGAAUGAAGAGUACUUUAUAAAGAAGCAUCCACUUUUGGAUGGUUCUGGUGUGAAAGAAGGAUUGGAUAAAGUUGACAGCUUCUCCCGAUGGGUUGAUAAAGAACUUGGAGAUGUUGUGGAGUUUCAAAUGCAAUCAAGUAAUGGGAUUUCAUGGUCUGCUAUAGAGAGUGAGGAUAGUGAUUCUUGUAUACCUUCUCAAUUGCAACUGGGUUCUGAUUCACUGAAUCCGUCACUAUCUCAGGAACAACUUUUCAGCAUCAUUGAUUUUUCACCAACUUCGGCAUAUUCAAACAUAAAAACUAAGGUGAUCAUUACAGGAAAGUUUCUUAAGAGUGAAAAAGAAAUGGAAGAAUGCAACUGGUCAUGCAUGUUUGGAGAAGUUGAGGUCCCAGUUGAAGUUUUGCCAAAUGGGCUACUCUGUUGUUAUAGUCCCCCACACAGGGCUGGGACAGUCCCAAUUUACAUAACUUGUUCUAACAGGUUGGCCUGUAGUGAAGUAAGAGAGUUUGAAUAUCGAGAUGGACCUGAUAGAUACACUAAUACUGGUGAUAUUCAUAUGAUGAGGGUUCCUCUCCAUGAGCGCUUUGAAUUUCUGUUGCGUUUGGGACCCACAGUCGAUCAUUCCAGCUCAGACAAUCUUGUGGAGAAACAAACUGUAGUGAAUAAACUUAUCUCCCUAAUGGAGGAGGAAAAUCUUUGUAUGACAGAUUUUAGGGACCUUUGUGAGCCCAAAAAGAGGGAGUCACCACUUUCUGAAAAAGAGCUUAAAGAAAGGUUCUACACGUGGCUUCUCCAUAAAAUGACUGAAGACGGAAAAGGACCAGCUUUUGUAGAUGAAGAAGGUCAAGGUGUAAUUCAUUUGGCUGCUGCGCUUGGGUAUAAUUGGGCGUUGAAUCCAGUUAUAGUAUCAGGAGUUAGAAUAGAUUUUCGUGAUGUAAAUGGAUGGACUCCACUUCAUUGGGCUGCAUUCUACGGCAGGGAGGAGACAGUUGCGGCUCUUGUUUCUCUGGGUGCAUCCGCUGGAGCAUUAACAGAUCCAUCUGCUGAGUUUCCGUUGGGUAGAACUCCUGCAGAUUUGGCAUCUGCAAAUGGCCACAAGGGAAUUUCUGGAUUUCUAGCAGAGUCAUCUCUGACCAUACAUCUUGCAACCCUUACAGUGAUUGAUGUAAAGGAAAACAUCACUUCAAAAACAAAAGAGAUGCAAAGUGUUCCAGCAACUACUGAUAUUGCAUCAGAUAUGUCACUGAAGGAUUCACUUGCUGCUGUGCGUAAUGCUACCCAGACAGCCGCUCGCAUACAUCAAAUUUUCAGGGUCCAGUCCUUCCAGAGGAAACAGCUGGGAGUUCUAUGUGGUGAUGACUUAUCAAGUGAUGAGCAUGCUGUUUCUAUGGUUGCUUGUAGAAAAUCAAGGCUGGGCCAUACUGAUCGAAUUUCCCAUUCUGCUGCAACACAAAUCCAGAAAAAGUAUCGUGGUUGGAAGAAGAGAAAAGAGUUCCUCUUAAUCCGUCAAAGGGUUGUUAAAAUUCAGGCACAUGUGAGGGGGCAUCAAGCAAGGAAAAAGUAUAAACCAAUAAUAUGGUCGGUGGGAAUUCUGGAGAAGGUAAUAUUGCGCUGGAGGCGUAAAGGAAGUGGGUUGAGGGGGUUCAAAUCUGAUGCAGUUGCAAAGCCCAUCAUGGAAGAAUCAUGCGUGGAAGAUGAUUAUGAUUUUCUCAAGGAGGGAAGGAAACAGACUGAAGAAAGAAUGCAAAAGGCCCUUUUGCGGGUAAAAUCUAUGGCUCAGUAUCCCGAGGCACGUGCACAAUAUCAUAGAAUGCUUACUACUGCUGAAGGGUUCCGUGAACUGAAGGACGACGCAUCACCUAUAACAGCUGGGAUUUCUAAGGAUGAGAUUUUCCAAGAUGACGAUGACCUACUCGAUAUCAAUUCCUUGCUGGGGGAUGAUGCAUUCAUGUCUAUAGCAUUUGAAUGAUCCGUUGGAUCCACCAGCCUACCUUUGCUUUUGGUCUCCUUUCAUGAAUGACUAAGUGAUUAACUCAUUAUGGUUGUUUAUAAUGAAAUAUAAGAUUAGUGGUUAAUUUGUUUUGUAAAUACUUAGUUUAGAUGGGAGUGAGUAGAUGAGGAUAUGAGAUCAAGUGCAGUUCAAACUUAAGCUAUAUAUAUAGUCUUUGUAUUAUUGACUAUAUAGUUGUACUUUUUAUGUGAGCCGACUUAUUGAUACACGCAAUUAGCUAUUUAUACAAAUAAGAGAUGAAGGCAAUUAAAAAAAUAGUAUUGGUGCACGAAGACUAUUGGUAUUGGACGAGUUAUGGAUAAGAGUUGUGGACGGCUGAGCAAAAGGCGGUGGCUUUAGAGCGGAAGACAGUGUCGCUGAACUGCAGCAUUAAUGCCUUGUCAAAGCAUUCAUGUGAAAGUGUUGAAAUGACCAAACAACACUCUCUUCCUAUACGUAUUUCACUCCCAGCAAAUGACUCUAUCACCUCUCUAAUGCACCCAUCUACCUUAAUCAGUGCUGUCGAGCAGUCGGGAAUUAGCGGUGGCGCCACUGCUGGUGAAGGUGAUGAUAAUGGUGGAUUUGUAGUGGUGGGCUGUGGAGGUGGCUGGCAGCAGUUACCAGUGUGCCUUUGGGGGUUCUGGGUUACAGUGCGCAACCGAGGCAAUUGUUGGGGAUGCUGGCGAUUGUUCUGGAGAUGGUGGUGUAGCUGUGGUGGUGAUGGUGGUGGAUAUUGGCGGUGGUUAUGAGAGUGGUGAUGUGGCCGUGGGGGUGGAUGUCGAUGCCGGAUCUGGGAAUGGUGAUGUGACUCGUGUGGUGGUGGGGGUGAGGGUGGGAGUGGCCGUUGGAUCACUGGUAAUGGAGCGGGUUCGACAUUUGGCGGGACUGGAGGUUGGUACAACACAGGCGGUGGGUACCAUGUAGGCGGUUGGUACCACCAUGAAGUAGGUUGAGGGCUUAUGUUCCAUGGCGGCAUCACCGGAAUAAUAAGCGGACACCUCAUGAUUACACAGUACCAAGCCGUCGUUUUUUGCUGUGUCGGAGAACUGCCUCUGGCAAAUGCUGGAACAAACAAUAAUGAGAUUAUCAGUAGUGCGACACUAUUGGACAUGAUGGAUGAUAAUAUGAUAUGAGGGAAAAUAAAGCUUGUUAGUCAAUGAAGUGUUUAUGCAAUGAUACAAAUUUGUAGUUGAAAGAUCGAUUGAUUUAGUUAUAAAGUUGCGAG